CCUUUGUGAGGACGCAUGUUGAUUGGAUUGUUAAAUUGUUUUGUUAAUGAUUAACAAUUUGUUUUCAUUUACCUUUUUAUUUAUUCUAUAAUUAAUUAAAGUAGUAAAUCUUCAAUUAUGGUUUACUCUUGAUUAACUCGUAACAAUUAGUUUUAAAACAUUGUGAGUGAUUCAUCUUAAUAUUUAUAUUUAGAGUUUGUGAGUUUGAAGAAGACAUUUGAGUUGAGUGAUUUUUUCUGUUUUUUUGUUAUUUUAUUAUUUUUCUCUCUCUAUCUAAAUAUUUUAUAUAUAUAUUAGAUAUGACAAUGGGCUCGGAAACUUGUGUUAUCCAAAUUACCAAUAUUGCUCCAAGUGUUACACUGGAACAAAUGACCACACUUUUUGGUUACAUUGGUCAAAUUAAGGAGGUUCAAGUUUAUCCGAAAAAUGAUCUAUCAAGUAACCAAGGAUCUAAAGUGUGUUACAUUAAGUAUUGCGAGCCUUGGUGUACUGGGGUUGCUCAACAUUUGACCAAUACCGUUUUCAUUGAUCGUGCGCUUAUUGUCUUGCCGGUUACAGAUAAUAAAAUACCAGAUGAGACUACAGCUCUUAGUUUAACAUCAAAUGCCGGUCUUGGAGGUUCAAAUUCGGGUAUUGUUAGUCAAGUUGUUCUUGGAGUAAAAGGAGAACAAAUUAUUACCACAAUUGAUCCUCGAUUGACUGCUCUUGGUCUUCCUCAAUAUCCACCCUUACCAGCCAAUAUGGAUCCAUCUAAAAUAGAAGAGAUCAGGAGAACUGUUUAUGUUGGUAAUCUUGAUUCAACCAUAACUGCUGAGCAACUGUUAAACUUUUUCAAUCGCCUUGGAGAGGUUAAAUAUGUUCGUAUGGCGGGUGAUGAGGCACAACCAACAAGGUUUGCUUUUGUUGAAUUUACUGAACAAUCUUCAGUGGCCAAUGCUUUACAGUAUAAUGGUGUUAUUCUUGGAGGUAGAGCUUUAAAGAUAAACCAUUCAAACAAUGCCAUAGUUAAACCUCAAGCUAAAAGUAAUGAAGCUGCUCAGAAGGAAAUUGAGGAAGCUAUGAAAAGGGUAAGGGAAGCUCAAUCAUUGAUCUCAGCCGCGAUUGAGCCAACUUACAAUGUUAAACUUGAGAAGAUGGAAGUAGACGAGAAUAAACCUGAAAUGAAAGAAAAAUCUCGAUCACGGUCACGUUCUAAAUCUAAAACUCGUGAUAGAAGUAGAUCUCGAUCAAGAGUACGAAGAUCUCGUAGUCGAACUCGAAGGUCCAGAUCUAGGGAAAGAUCUCGACGCUCUUGGCGAUCAAGGUCAAGAGAGAAGAAACGUUCUCGAUCUAGGGAAAGAAGACAUUCAAGAACCAGGGAUAUGAAAUCGAGAUCAAGAUCAAGGGAAAGGAGACAUCGACGUCGAGGAGUCGACCGAGAAAGAUCUCGAAGGAAAAGCAGAGAACGUGAUUCAUUUUAUACGAGGGACAGGGAUCGUGAAAGAGAUCGAGAUAGGGAUCGGGACAAAGAAAAAGACCGAGACAAGGAAAGGAAAAGAUCCAGUCGAGAUAGAGAUCGACCAGAAAAAUCUAAAGAAAAAGAUCGUGACAGAAAUGGUGAGCGGGAACGUGACCGUGACAGAGACAAAGACCGAGAUCGCGACAGAGACCGAGACCGAGAUCGGGACCGUGACCGUGAGCGAGAUAGAGAUCGCGACAGAGAUCGAGAGCGAGAUAGAGAUCGUGAUCGUGAUCGUGAUAAAGAGCGAGACAAAGACAAGGAUAAAUCACGAAAACGUAGUCGUAGCAGAUCUCGAAGUAAAUCUAGGAAAGUGAUGGUAGUCGACGAUUUGGACAAAGAGAAGCGAAAAGAGCGACUUUUAAAAGAAGAAAAUCCAAUCAGUCCAACUAAAUUGAUAUCACCGGUGAAAGAAAGACACAGUCCACCAGAAAAUGAUCAAUCAAAUGAAAACUCUAGAAAUUCAUAUGACAAGGAAGAAUGUCCAAGCCAAGGUGAUAGUGAAAGUUCAUGUAAAAAUUGUGAAAGCUCAGCCAGUGAAGAACAGCCUAUGGAAGGACCAGCCUUACCUCCUGAAUACACCGGAGUUCAAUGGGAAGACUCAAAAUUAAUUGUUAUCUGAGAGAGAAGAAAAAAAAGUUGGACAAUUUUCGGUUUCUGGGUCAAAGGCUCAUCUAUUUCUCUCUCUCUCUUUAUUGUUUCUCUAUGUUGUCACAUCUCAAUUGAAUCUCUCGGCCUCUAAAUCUGAUUCCCUCUUCUCUUAACACACACUCAUGGAUUUACCACCAAUUUGGUAAUGGAUUAACCUUUUACUUUCACGAUGAUUUUGAGGGAAGAGAAAACUUACCUUUACAUAAUUAUCAUGGAUAAAGAGAGAGAAUAAUAGAGAAACAGAAUGAAAAGUGAAAAGUGAAAGUUAACUUUCAUGGCUAACUCAUUAUUAGUAUUUCAAUGCUUAUAUUUUUCUUUUAUUGAAUACAAAUGAAAUGUUAUCCAAAGAAACCUUAUUGAAAUUCAUGAUGAAUUUUUUUCAUAAAGAAAAGCACCAAAAAUUACCUUUGAUCAACAAAAAAAAAUUC
This is a messenger RNA of Panonychus citri (citrus red mite), 2577 nucleotides long. Its product is annotated as probable splicing factor, arginine/serine-rich 7. The record is from RefSeq and is a predicted model, not a curated record. Gene Ontology annotation, molecular function: RNA binding. Lineage: Eukaryota; Metazoa; Arthropoda; Arachnida; Trombidiformes; Tetranychidae. Gene Ontology annotation, cellular component: nucleoplasm. The transcript is spliced from 6 exons. The coding region runs from base 300 to 2120 and encodes 606 amino acids.